GAGGCGGCACGAUGCGCGGUGGUUGUUGGGUUGGAGUCGGUUUAAAGUGGGUUUGAGGGGGACUAGCUGGAGGUACUUGGCUUCGGGUCGGUCAGAUUGGGCCUAGGCCAUUUCCCCGUAUCGGAGGAGCCUCCACAUCGCGGAGUGAGCGCGGGAAGAGUUCGGCGAGCGGCCGAGGGAACGCCAUGAGCUCCAACUUCGUGAAGCGCACUCAGGACUCGCUGGGGAAAGUGAUCAAGAAGCCACCGCUGACCGAGAAGCUGCUCAGCAAGCCACCUUUCCGUUACCUGCACGACAUCUUCACUGAGGUUAUAAGGAUCACUGGGUUCUUGAAAGGGCUGUACACAGACUUUGAGAUGAAAUCUGAUAAUGUUAAGGAUAAAGAUGCUAAAAUUGCAUUCCUGCAGAAGGCUAUUGAUGUAGUGAUGAUGGUGUCUGGUGAUUCUUUGUCAGUGAAACCUGCACGUGUUGUGGCUGGUCAUGAACCAGAGAAAACCAAUGAGCUUUUGCAAGCUAUUGCAAAAUGUUGCCUUAACAAGCUUUCCAGUGAUGAUUGUGUGAGAAGGGUCCUUGCUGGAGAAAAGACAGAUCUUAAAGCAAAAACACCAUCUGGCUCCAGAUCUCAGGGGAAAGAAAACAGAGAAAAAAGUGAUGAGCGUAAGAAGCAAAAAGACAAAGAACAAGAGGAAAAGAAUGAGAAUGGAAUUAAAGACUCUAGCAGAGAUCGUAAAGAAAAGGAAAUGUCAAGAGAACGUGGAAAACAAAUUGAUAAAGAAAGGGAUCGACACAAAGAUGGUGAUAGACGAGAAAGGGCUAAAGAACAGGAGAGAGACCGAGCAAGAACAAAAGAAAGGGAUCAAGAGAACCACAAAAAUCGAGGGGAUGGAGAAAGAGUGGAGAAAGAAAAAAGUCGAGGUACAGAAAAGGUGGACAAAGGCAAGAUUAAAGGUGAUGGAGAAAUGGACAAAGAACGAAAUAAAGAGAGAGAGAGAAACAGAGACAAAGAAAAAUUGAGAGAGAAAAGGGAGAAGGACAAAGAGCAUGACCAUUCAAAAGACCGUGGUAGAGACCAAGAAGUGGAAAAGGCUAAAGAACAGGAGAAAACAGAGAGACGGUCCAAAGUUACUGCAGAGGACAAACCAGCCAUACUGCCUUUAGAAGUUACAAAGAAGGACAACAAAACCGAUGCAGAGCAGGAGGUUGAAAGCCCUGUGAGAAUUCCCAGGCCUUCAUCAGCAAAAGGCCAAAGAAGGAAACCAAAAUCAGGAGUUGAAGAUGAGUCUGAUGUUGAAGGAGAUCCUGAAGCUGUCCAAUAUUCAUCUGAGAAGUACACAGCUGAGGUGAAUGGAGAUAUUUCAGAUGAACAUUUGCCCCAAGCUGUUCAAAGCAAGCGAACAUCUCGACCAGGAAGUGCAAGGCCUGCACCUCCCAGAGUAAAGAAACAAGAAAGUGCAGACUCUCCUUUGGAAAGAGCUGGCAGUGCAAAACCUGUGACAAAUGUUAUAGUGGAUAAAGGAAAAAAUGCUGAAGAGGAAGUGGAUGAUGAUGAUGAACAGUUUGUGGUGGAAGAGACUGCUUCACAACUUCCAGAUAUACCUGAGAUGGAACCUGUGACAGUAGUAGAACUGCAUGAUGGUGAAGACCUUGGUGGACUUGUCAAGAAGAUUUUGGAAACCAAGAAAGAUUAUGAAUCUUCAAAGUCUGCAACAAAACAAAAAGAUCAGGAGAAAACCAUUAUCUCUGAAACAGCGAGAAGGAAGGAGAAGGAGCUAGUAACAAAGGAAAUAGAAAAGCUACGAACAUCCAUCCAGACCCUGUGCCGCAGUGCCUUGCCUCUUGGAAAGAUAAUGGACUACAUACAAGAAGAUAUGGAUUCCAUGCAGAAUGAGUUAUCAAUGUGGCGCAAGGAAAACAAAAAGCAUGCAGAAACUCUCCUAAAAGAACAAAGCGUUACAGACAGUGCUGUGGAGCCAUUAAAAACGGAACUUGCUGAACUAGAACAGCUGAUCAAAGACCAGCAGGAUAAGAAUUGUGCUGUCAAGGCAAACAUACUGAAAAAUGAAGAUAAGAUCCAGAAGAUGAUUUCAAGUAUUAACUUCUCUUCAAGAACGUGAGGCAGAAGGAUUCUUGCACAUUUGGCACAGUCAUUAAUGUGGUUCAGCUAAUAAUGUGAAGAAAUUAUGGCUAGGAGGAAUCUUGUAGCAAAGCAGACUAAUUGGGUGCAAAACAUUAUUUUGCAUUCCAGUCUCUCAGUCGUUUACAUUC
This is a messenger RNA of Hypanus sabinus (Atlantic stingray), 2265 nucleotides long. It is a transcript of the gene ift54, whose product is annotated as TNF receptor-associated factor 3 interacting protein 1. Gene Ontology annotation, molecular function: microtubule binding. Gene Ontology annotation, biological process: cilium assembly; regulation of microtubule cytoskeleton organization; intraciliary transport. Bases 186 to 2114 code for a protein of 642 amino acids. The transcript is spliced from 15 exons. The record is from RefSeq and is a predicted model, not a curated record. Lineage: Eukaryota; Metazoa; Chordata; Chondrichthyes; Myliobatiformes; Dasyatidae. Gene Ontology annotation, cellular component: intraciliary transport particle B; axoneme; centrosome.